AUGACAACUAUCGAAGAAGCCUUCCAAGCAGCAAUCGCUUCCAAAAAGAUCAAUGGCGCCGUUAUAUGCGCCAGAAGCAAAAACGGAUCCUUCAGCUACAACAAAACCAUGGGCGAACGCACCCUACUUUCCGGUGAAAAGAAACCGCAACAACUAGACGACAUGAUCUACCUAGCCAGCGCAACAAAGUUCAUGACAACCAUCGCCGCAAUGCAAUGCGUCGAAGACGGCCUAUUGAGUCUAGAUGCCGAUGUCUCGCCCCUCUGCCCAGAACUAGGCUCCAAACAAGUUCUGACCGGAUUCACAGAGGAUGAAUCCAAGUCCCCAAUCCUGGAACCAGCGAAUCGACCUAUUACACUCCGCAUGCUACUGAGCCACAGUUCAGGCGUGACAUACCAUUUCCUCGACCCGAAGAUCGGAGCAUGGCGCGAGAGAUAUGCACUCCCGGGCGAAGACGAGAAGAGAAAUGUCGAAGAGACAUUCUCCUACCCGCUCAGUUUCCAACCUGGCGAGGGGUGGAUGUAUGGAGCUGGUCAUGACUGGGCUGGGCGCAUUAUCGAGCGUGUUACUGGCCAGACUUUGUGUGAACGGAUGCAAGAGCGGAUGUUUACGCCGUUGGGGAUUACGGAUGCGCAGUUUUACCCUGUUACCCGUGACGAUCUGCGGGAACGACUUGUUGAUCUUAAUCCUGAUGAUGUUGAGGGUCUUGGGCGGGCGGUUCUUGGGGGUGGAGGCGAUAUUAAUAAGCGGUCGAAGGGGGAUUUCGGGGGACAUGGAUUAUUCAUGAUGGGGCCUGAUUUCGUGAGGAUUUUGGGAUCAUUGUUGGAUGGGGAUGGGGUUUUAUUGAAACAGACUACUAUUGAUGGGAUGUUUGUGCAGCAGCUUGGAGAGCAGGCUGGUAAAGAUCAUUUGGAGAAAUUGGAUGGGCCUAUUGGGCCAUUCUUUCGGAUUGGGGUUGAGCCUGAGGUUAAGGUUGGGUAUGGGAUUAGUGGGAUUUUGACUCUUGAGGAUGUUGAUGGGUGGCAGGGGCAGGGGACUUUGAGUUGGGGUGGGGGGUUGACGUUGACUUGGUUUGUUGACCGGAAGAAUGGGCUUUGUGGUGUUGGGGCUAUUCAGUCUGCUUUGCCUGUUGAUGUGGGCUUGGUUCUUGAGUUGAAGCAGGUUUUCCGGAAAGAUGUUUAUCGCAAGUUUGCUGAGUGGAAGUCACAGUCGUGA
Molecule: messenger RNA, 1215 nt
Organism: Penicillium antarcticum
Lineage: Eukaryota; Fungi; Ascomycota; Eurotiomycetes; Eurotiales; Aspergillaceae
Product: serine hydrolase domain-containing protein
Exons: 1
Coding region: 1-1215 (404 amino acids)
Source: RefSeq, a predicted model, not a curated record